AUGGGGACGGGGCCGAAACGGGGCGAUGAAGACCCUGCGGCGGAGGAGGAGGAGGAGGAGGAGGAGGAGGAGGAGGAGGGGGAGGAGGAGGAGGAGGAGGAGGAGGAGGAGGGGGACGACAAGGAGGAGGAUGAGGAGGAGGAGGAGGAGGAGGAGGAGGAGCAGCAGGAGGAGGAGGAGAAGGAGGAGGAGGAGGAGGAGGAGGAGGAGGAGGAGGAGGAGGAGGAGGAGGAGGAUGUGGCGGUAGUGAAGGGACGGGGCGGGCGAGGCAAACGUGUGAGUGGUACAGGGAAGGUGGGGGGCCGGAGUCGCCAUUCCCGAAAACGCGGGGCAGUCGACGCCGCGCACGGUGAAGCAGCGGGCAAACCGAAGUCGUGUAAGGUGAAGGUUGCAAGUGAAGGGGUGGUAAAAAGCAAGGGAGCCAGGGAGUAA
Closterium sp. Yama58-4 is the source of this 432-nucleotide messenger RNA. NCBI's taxonomy places the organism in Eukaryota, Viridiplantae, Streptophyta, Zygnematophyceae, Desmidiales, Closteriaceae. The record is from the annotation of a GenBank genome assembly.